AAAAUGAAGUUAACUAGUAACAAUUAAAAAAAAAAAAACUAAUCUAAGAAAAUAUUUUGUUGGGAAAGAGUAGACUGCAUAUUAUUGUCAGUUAGAGAGAUGUCCAAUAGAAGAAUUCCACGUGUCCCCUCCCGCGAAAUCCACAAUAUGAAAGCAGUUAGCUGAAACAUGAGAGAGCUAUGGCGUCUCUGAAACUAGUCCUUCCACUCCUCUUCCUCUUCGCCCUCUCUACCGCCGCCCAACCAUCUCCGGCUCCGCUUCCUCCGCCGCCGCCUCCUUCUUCGUUGUCGGAUGCGGUGGAGACUCUGGCGAACUCGGGGUACAUGGCCAUGUCAUUGACCCUGGAAGAGAUCAAGCUCCCGUCGAGCCCUCUGACCAUAUUCUCCCCUCCCGACGCCUCCUUCAGCUCCGGCGGUCAGCCCUCUCUCGCUCAUCUCCUCCUCCACUUCUCCCCCGUGUCCCUCUCCCCCGCCGCUCUCCUCUCCUUCCCCUUCUCCACCCCCAUCCCCUCCCUCUCCCCCUCCAAACACCUCAUCGUCACCUCCAUCCAAUCCCACAAGAUCUCCAUCCACAACGUCGGCGUCUCCGGCGUCCCGCUCCUCGACGACGGCUUCGUCCUGGUCUACGCCGUCGACGAUUUCUUCGAUCUCAACUUCACCCUCCCCUUCUCCAUCCCCGCGCCCAAACCCGAAUUCUUGCGCUGCACCAAGCUGGAGACGCUCUCCCGCUUCCGCGAUGCUGCCGGAGUUCUCAAGACGAGGGGGCACUCCAUCAUGGCCUCCUUUCUUGAGCUGCAGCUUCUCGGGUUCCUCGACGACCGCGGCGGCGAUGACUGGACUGUGUUCGCGCCGGCCGAUCAAGAACUGGUGGAGUUUUCUGGGGAUUUUCUUGAGUACUCCUCCCUGCUGACGAGGCACGUGGCGCCCUGCAAAAUGGGGUGGCUUGAUCUUGAAGGAUCCGACGGCAGCACGGCGCCAAUCUUGAAUGUCAAGGGGUUUGCUUUGAAUAUCAGCAAGGAUAGAGACGAUCAGAUGUUGAUGGUCAAUGGGGUUGAGAUUGCGUUUCCAGACAUGUAUGAGAGUGAGAGGCUGGUCAUUCAUGGGAUCAAAGGGGUCAUUGCGCUGCCGGAGCUCGACGCCGACCAAGAGUUGCUGGAGGAGUUUCCGGCGCAACAAAGCUGACCUACCAAAGAUGCCAACUUUUUCACUUUUUUUUACUCAUUCUCUUGUUUCUUGUAUAAACACAGACUGCCAUUGUUGAGGUUUUGAUAUUUGCAUUUGUUGUUCUGUAUUAGUAUUCUUUAGGUCAAAUGCAAUACAAUGCAUCUACUCAUUUUCAGAGCA
Messenger RNA from Salvia miltiorrhiza (redroot sage), 1343 nucleotides. Its product is annotated as putative fasciclin-like arabinogalactan protein 20. The transcript has a single exon. The record is from RefSeq and is a predicted model, not a curated record. NCBI's taxonomy places the organism in Eukaryota, Viridiplantae, Streptophyta, Magnoliopsida, Lamiales, Lamiaceae. The coding region runs from base 180 to 1181 and encodes 333 amino acids.